ACGUUAUAAAGCGUAUACAUCGCAUCCUGGCGCAAAUUAGGGUUCAUCCUUACUCCUCCCUUUCUUCCGAUCAAUCGUCUACCUGGCUUGCUCACUCUCAUGUAAACUAACAUAUUCGAUCAGUCACCGGACGAUACUCAUCGCUUUUGGUAAAAAAACAGUUGGCACUGAUCCAGAAACUACUGCGAGCUAUCAACUAUGAUGUCCGAGGAUGCUGACCAACUGUUGGUUGUUUAUGAUGACCACUCAGAUCAACGGUCUUUAUCUUUGGAUGAGACAAGUAGCACAGAAGAAUCACCAGAUGAAACCAAGCUAUCCUUAGAAACAACAAAUGAUGCUGUUCCGUAUAUUGGGCAAAGAUUUGCUACUCAUGAUGCUGCUUACGAAUUCUACAGUGAAUUUGCCAAACGAUGUGGUUUCUCCAUCCGUCGACAUCGCACAGAAGGUAAAGAUGGGGUUGGAAAAGGUCUUACAAGACGAUAUUUUGUCUGCCAUCGGGCAGGUAAUACACCUGUCAAAACUUUGAAUGAAAAUAAACCACAAAGAAAUCGUAAGUCCUCAAGGUGUGGAUGUCAAGCAUAUAUGCGCAUAAGCAAGACGACUGAAUUAGGAGCACCAGAAUGGCGAGUAACAGGAUUUUCAAACCAUCAUAAUCACGAACUCUUAGAACCCAACCAAGUUCGUUUUCUUCCUGCUUAUCGUACUAUAUCGGAUAUAGACAAAAACAGAAUCCUCAUGUUUGCUAAAACAGGAAUCUCAGUGCAGCAAAUGAUGAGGCUUAUGGAACUAGAGAAAUGUGUGGAGCCAGGAUAUCUUCCGUUUACUGAAAAAGAUGUAAGAAAUUUGCUUCAAUCUUUUAGGAAGGUGGAUCUAGAGGAUGAGAGCAUUGAUCUACUCAGAAUGUGUAGAAAUAUCAAAGACAAAGAUCAUAAUUUCCAAUUUGAGUUUAAACUUGAUCCAAAUGGUCGGUUGGAAAAUAUUGCAUGGUCAUAUGCAUCAUCUAUCCAAUCAUAUGAAGUUUUUGGUGAUGCAGUGGUGUUCGAUACAACACAUCGACUAAAUGCUUUUGAUAUGCCACUUGGCAUAUGGGUUGGUGUGAAUAACUAUGGUAUGCCGUGUUUUUUUGGUUGUGCACUUCUGCGUGAGGAGAACUUGAAGUCUUACUCAUGGGCUUUGAAGGCAUUCUUGGGGUUCAUGAACGGGAAGGUUCCACAGACAAUAUUGACUGACCAAACUUUGUGCGUAAGAGAAGCUAUAGCGAUGGAAAUGCCUGCUGCUAAGCAUGCUUAUUGUAUCUGGCUAAUUGUUGCGAAGUUCCCAUCCUGGUUUAAUGCUGUUUUGGGAGAACGGUACAAUGAGUGGAAAGGUGAAUUUUAUCGAUUGUAUAAUCUGGAGGCAAUCGAAGAUUUUGAAAUGGGUUGGAGAGAUAUGGUUAAUUCCUUUGGGCUCCAUACUAACCGUCAUAUAAACACAUUGUUUGCCUCAAGAACUCUCUGGGCUCUGCCGUAUUUGAGAAGCCACUUUUUUGCUGGAAUGACAACAACCGGCCAUUCAAAAGCUAUAAAUGCUUUCAUCCAACGAUUCUUGAGUGCCCAAACUCGGCUGGCACACUUCAUUGAACAAGUGGCUGUUGCUGUGGACUUCAAAGAUCAAGCAGGGGAACAGCAAACAAUGCAACAAAACCUUCAAAACAUUUGCUUGAAAACAGGGGCUCCCAUGGAAUCCCACGCCGCGUCAAUCCUAACCCCUUUUGCAUUCUCUAAGCUCCAAGAACAACUUGUAAUGGCUGCCCAUUAUGCAUCAUUUCAACUCGAAGAUGGGUUUCUCGUUAGACACCAUACUAAGCUCGAAGGAGGUCGAAAAGUCUAUUGGGUCCCACGUGAAGGCAUCAUCAGCUGUAGCUGCCACCACUUUGAGUUCUCAGGAAUCCUUUGUCGGCAUGCUCUUCGGGUCCUGUCUACCGGAAAUUGCUUUCAAAUUCCCGAACGGUAUAUGCCACUCCGUUGGCGGCGGAUCAACACAUCCGCGAAGCUCCUUCAGAACACUUUGAGUGAUCAUGCAGAAAGAGUUCAGUUAUUACAAGGUAUGGUGUCGAAUCUUGUGACAGAGUCAGCCAAAUCAAAAGAUCGGCUUGACAUCGCUGUGGAGCAUGUUUCUAUUUUAUUAUCACGGAUCAGAGAGCACCCGGUUCCUUCUGCACGGUAUGCGAGAACCGACCUUUUUACAUAGAAUUUUCUAGCAUAGAUCGGUUAUAUAUCAUAUAUAUAUUUUAUAGAACCCAUGUAGAAAUAGCAGAAAGAAAAGAAUGAUUUGCAGGGUUUGUGUCUGGUUCUGUGAUGGUUGAUCAAUGGUAGCUGUUUCUUGGCAUUGAUCAUGAGGAACUUUGAGACACAUUUGUUACAUUUCAUGCUCUAAUGGAACUGCAGCUGCUUUCA
Molecule: messenger RNA, 2435 nt
Organism: Cynara cardunculus var. scolymus (artichoke)
Lineage: Eukaryota; Viridiplantae; Streptophyta; Magnoliopsida; Asterales; Asteraceae
Product: protein FAR1-RELATED SEQUENCE 11
Exons: 4
Coding region: 199-2229 (676 amino acids)
Biological process (GO): regulation of DNA-templated transcription
Molecular function (GO): zinc ion binding
Source: RefSeq, a predicted model, not a curated record